Molecule: messenger RNA, 621 nt
Organism: Entrophospora candida
Lineage: Eukaryota; Fungi; Glomeromycota; Glomeromycetes; Entrophosporales; Entrophosporaceae
Source: the annotation of a GenBank genome assembly
AUGCAAUUGAAAUUAGUUAUUACACUCAUUGUUGGUGUUUUGUUUAUGUCCACCUUGGAUGCCGCCAGGCUUAGAAAGAGAGAUGAUAUUUGUACUAAUAAUGUACAUCAUUUACCACCUACAAAUGGUCACCAAAUUGAAACUGGUUCAUGUUCAUCAACAGUUCAAGGCGAAAUUCCUGCAGCAAGUAAAAUGCCAUCAACUAUAAUCGUAACACCUGGUAAUGGUGCAAUAAUUCCGGCCAAGCAAGCUUUCGAUAUUGAAGUUGUAGUGGAAAAUGUUGUAACUGGCAGUUUCUCAGACCCUAAGACGGCUUACUACACAAAACCACAAGCUAUUAGCGAUGAUGGUCUUAUCAUUGGUCAUUUACACGUUGUAGUUCAAGAACUCCCACUAAAAUCGGGUAUUCCAUUGAAUCCAACUGAAUUUGAAUUUUUCAAAGGUUUAGAAGAUGCUGGAUCUUCAGCCGGAGCUGGUCUUAUUGGUCUUUCGACAACAGUAGAUGAAGGAUUAUCGGCUGGAGCUUAUCGCUUAUGUACUCUCAGUGGUACAGAAACUCAUCAACCUUGGAUCAUGCCGGUUGCUAAACGCGGUUCUCAAGAUGAUUAUCUUUGUUUAUAA